Nerophis ophidion (straightnose pipefish) is the source of this 4021-nucleotide messenger RNA. RefSeq names its product alpha-1,3-mannosyl-glycoprotein 4-beta-N-acetylglucosaminyltransferase C-like. The record is from RefSeq and is a predicted model, not a curated record. Gene Ontology annotation, biological process: protein N-linked glycosylation. Bases 13 to 2178 code for a protein of 721 amino acids. Lineage: Eukaryota; Metazoa; Chordata; Actinopteri; Syngnathiformes; Syngnathidae. Gene Ontology annotation, molecular function: acetylglucosaminyltransferase activity. The transcript has 7 exons.
GGAGACGAGCCAAUGACGUGUUUGGUGCAGGCAGUCUGCGUUUGUGACACCUUCUGGUGGGUGGAGUAUGGAGGCUGGCGGUGGUGGAGAGAGAGAGAGAGAGAGAGAGAGAGAGAGAGAGAGAGAGAGAAGAGGGGGGGCGGGGGGGGGGACGAUGCUGCGAGGGACCGGGAGAAUGAAAGCACGAGGAUGAUGAGAUGUAGCGGCGUCGCAGCCAGAGGACUCUUUCACUUUCACUCCUCGCCCGCCUCCCCCUUCCUUCCCUCCCCCCACCCCACCCAGGCCCCCACAUCCCCACGUGAGUCAUGGAGGAGAUUUAGCCAAGAGAGGAGUCGCCGCCGCCGCCACCGCACAGUGACGCUCCCUCAUUUCUUCCUCUGGCUGACUUUAUCCACUCUGCCUAAGCACAAGGAAGACCCAGUGGACUACUGGAUAAGGCUGAACAAGACAGCGGACCUGGCGCUUGACGGCCUCCGCAGACAAGGUGGUUCCCAACAUGCCCAAUGCCAGGCUUCAGUGCCUGUGGUGCAAAAUCUCCAACAGUCGGAUGAAAGACUUCUCACUCGCAUGGUCGACAUGUCUCAGGAGGUGAUGGAGAAAAUGCAGGUGCGCAACACCUCUUGUCCAAUUCGAGGUGCAGGGUUCCAACGUGCUGCUCGUGACCGGCAGAGCAGAGAGGCAGUUUGUAAAGUGCUGUCGACUCCCCCGACACCCGUGGAGACACCCUUCCGACUAUCAGUGAGAAACAAGACGAUGAGGUGCUUGUGGAAGUGUGUGGACAAGAUGAGGUGCUUGAGGAAAAGAUCCACGCUGCCUCUGCUGGGCCUCCUCGUCUUCUUCAUGCUGCUCUUCAACCUCUACAUGGAUGACGGAUCUAUGCUGGAGUCUGAGAAACGUCCGCUGUGGGACAGGCUGGCGCGUCAUACGAGCUCCGAGCGAUACGUCCGCACCUUGGAGCACAUGUCCAACUUCUCCGGGACCAUCAACGUGACGUAUCGCUACCUCGCCGGCGUUCCUCUCCCCAGGAGAAAGUACCUGACCAUCGGGCUGGCGUCGGUGAAAAGGAAGCGAGGGAACUACCUGCUGGAGACCCUCAAGUCCAUCUUCGACCAGUCCAGCUACGAGGAGCUGAAGGAGAUCGUGGUGGUGGUCCACCUGGCCGACUUCGACUUGGUCUGGUGCGAGAACUUGGUGCGGGAGAUGAGCAGGAAGUUCGGCCACCACGUCAUCGCCGGCCGCCUACUGGUGAUCCAGGCCCCGGAGGAGUACUAUCCAUCCCUGGAUGGUCUCAAGAGGAACUACAACGACCCCGAGGACCGCGUGCGCUUCCGCUCCAAGCAGAACGUGGACUACGCCUUCCUGCUCAACUUCUGCGCCAAUCUGUCGGACUUCUACCUGAUGCUGGAGGACGACGUGCGCUGCUCCCGCAACUUUCCGACAGCCCUGAAGAAGGUGAUCGCCUCUAGGGAAGGUUCCUACUGGGUGACGCUGGAGUUCUCCAAACUGGGCUACAUCGGGAAGCUCUACCACUCCGGGGACCUGCCCCGCCUGGCCCGCUUCCUGCUCAUGUUCUACCAGGAGAUGCCGUGCGACUGGCUCCUGGGCCACUUCCGGGGUCUGCUGGCCCAGAAGGACGUGAUCCGCUUCAAGCCCUCACUCUUCCAGCACAUGGGCUACUACUCGUCCUACCAAGGAGAUGUGAACAAGCUGAAAGACGACGACUUCGAGGAGGACUCGCUGGACAUACCCGACAACCCUCCGGCCAGCCUCCACACCAACAUCGACGUCUUCGAGAACUACGCCGCCGCCAAGGCCUACAGCACCGUGGACGAGUACUUCUGGGGGAAGCCUCCGUCCACCGGGGACUUCUUCGUCGUCGUCUUCAACAAGUCGGCCAGAAUCCGUCGGAUCCAGGUGGUCACGGGCACGGAGGAGCGCCGGAGCGAAAUCCUUCACCGCGGCGCCCUGGAGGUGGGUCGGAGGAGCGUGCCCGGCAAGCAGGGCAGGCAGUGCUCGUCCUACAUCACGCUGGGGGAGUUCAAAGACGGGAAGAUUGAGGCCGUCGACGUGGACCGCAAGAUCGGUUUCGACAUCGAGUGCGUGCGAAUCGUGGUGACGGCCGCUCAGCAGGAAUGGAUCAUCAUCAGAACUAUCAGUCUGUGGACCGCUCAGUCUUGAUCCUUCCUGUCUUCCUUCUGCCAUGCCUUCAUCAGAACCGUUGAUAUUUUCUGGGCUUCACAGGUGCAUUUUGCUUUUCAAACAUUUCUCCCCCGAGGUGUUUGGGCCACGAGGGGAAAACCAAGGACGCGUUGGGUCUGCAUCCAUCGAAGGGCGAAUUCGAAGGCCGCUUACGUCACGACGCAGCACGAAGGCAGUCCCAAUUCUUUCAAAUUCGAAAGAUCCUCCAAAUGCGCCAUAUCCCAAGAUGCUUUGCGCGCCUUUGUUCAACCCAAAUCUUUUUGACGAUGGCGGAAAAUACAGUGGGGCAAAAAAGUAUUUUGUCAGCCACCGAUUGUGCAAGUUCUCCCACUUAAAAUGAUGACAGAGGUCUGUAAUUUUCAUCAUAGGUACACUUCAACUGUGAGAAACAGAAUGUGAAGAAAAAUAAAAGGAAUUCACAUUGUAGGAAUUUUAAAGAAUUUAUUUGUAAAUUAUGGUGGAAAAUAAGUAUUUGGUCACUUCAAACAAGGAAGAUCUCUGGCUCUCACAGACCUGUAACUUCUUCUUUAAGAAGCUCUUCUGUCCUCCAAUCGUUACCUGUAUUAAUGGAACCUGUUUGAACUCUUUAUCUGUAUAAAAGACACCUGUCCACAGCCUCAAACAGUCAGACUCCAAACUCCACUAUGGCCAAGACCAAAGAGCUGUCGAAGGACACCAGGAAAAGAAUUGUAGACCUGCACCAGACUAGGAAGAGUGAAUCUACAAUAGGCAAGCAGCUUGGUGUGGAAAAAAUCAACUGUGGGAACAUUUAUCAGAAAAUGGAAGACAUACAAGACCAUUGAUAAUCUCCCUCGAUCUGGGGCUCCACGCAAGAUCUCAUCCCGUGGGGUCAAAAUGAUCAUGAGAACGGUGAGCAAAAAUCCCAGAACCACACAGGGGGACCUGGUGAAUGAUCUGCAGAGAGCUGGGACCAAAGUAACAAAGGUUACCAUCAGUAACACACCACGCCGACAGGGAAUAAAAUCCUGCAGUGCCAGACGUGUCCCCCUGCUUAACCCAGUGCAUGUCCAGGCCCGUCUGAAGUAUGCCAGAGAGCACAUGAGGAGAAGGUCAUGUGGUCAGAUGAAACCAAAAUAUAACUUUUUGGUAUAAACUCAAAUCGUCUUGUUUGGAGGAAAAAUAAUACUGAGUUGCAUCCCAAGAACACCAAACCUACUGUGAAGCAUGGGGGUGGAAACAUCAUGCUUUGUUAAGGAAAGAAUGAAUGGGGCCAUGUAUCGUGAGAUUUUGAGCCAAAACCUCCUUCCAUCAGUGAGCGCUUUGAAUGGUUGACCAAAUACUUAUUUUCCACCAUAAUUUACAAAUAAAUUAUUUCAAAUUCCUACAAUGUGAAUUCCUGGAUUAUUUUUUUCACAUUCUGUCUCUCACAGUUGAAGUGUACCUAUGAUGAAAAUUACAGACCUCUGUCAUCAUUUUAAGUGAGAGAACUUGCACAGUCGGUGGCUGACUAAAUACUUUUUUGCCCCACUGUACAAGCAGCGGCACCAGCAGCGAAUACACUUUCAAAUGUAAGUAUCCUCCGCAGGCCAGACUGUCCCAUUUAACAACGGGUGACGCCUCCUUCUGAGGCGGCGUAGGCUGGGGUCCUCCGAAGAAUGCAGACCCUGAAUUGGGACACAGCUAAUUUCUCCCGGCUGGCCUGGCAACCCCUCGGGAGCCCCCGGCAGGGGUAGGCUUCUCUGCUUAGGCUGCUGCCCCCGCGACCCGACCCUAAAUGGAAGAAGAUGAACGGACCACUCCUCCCAUACAGAGUCCAACCUUUGUACUUCAUUUUCCUAAUAUAAAAAACAAAUUGUUUGUA